AUGGUCACCUACAUCCUGUACGGCUUCCGCUGGAACCGCAUCGCUAGCCCAUCAGCAUACGGUAUCCGCGCAUACAUCGCAAUCGCUAACAUCGUCGACGCAGCCGCUGAGUACCUUCAGCAUCCAAUUACAAAUGCUGUCAUCCUCGACUCAUUCAAGCACAUCGACCCCAACAUACUUACCCAUCUACCCGACCUCCAACUCAUUGAGCAGUACGACCCCGAUGACCUUAGUGCUGAUGCCGUGAGCCAGCCAUAUGCAUAUGUUUCAGCGAAAACUCUGACCAUGGGGGCGAAAGCACUGUCCCGUACAGGGCUGGGAUUGAGUCUGCAAGAAAUUGUACAGCUGGAUCCGGGCCUGUCAACGGCGGGGACCGAGGUAUUUAAAAAGCUUAAGGAUGAGCUAGCCCCUGCUUCGGAGAUUGGCUGGUUUGUAGUUUACAAUGGAGAGCCGGAACGGGCGUAUGAAAGCUCGGAUGAGAGUUCUUCUGUGGCGGAGGAUGAGGAUGUUGUCACGGAUAGGAAGCUCACUGACGCUGAAAGGGGCAAAACUCGUCUGGCCAAGUGGUAUGCGCCAUAUAAUGAUGAUGAGAAAGUGAAGCUAAAGGGCGAGGUCCACCGACUUAUCGCCCCUCGUGAUCAAAAGUAUCAGUCCAACUUUGUCGAGUUCCGUCUCAGCACAAAGAUCGUUUACAGACGUUAUGCAGGUCUAUUUUUCUGCGUCGGCGUCGAUGCAAAUGACAAUGAAUUGGCGUAUUUGGAAGCCAUACAUUUCUUUGUGGAGGUCCUCGAUCAGUUUUUCGGCAAUGUCUGCGAGCUUGAUUUGGUUUUCAAUUUUUACAAGGUUUAUGCCAUUCUCGACGAAGUGUUUCUCGCCGGCGAGAUUGAAGAAACGAGCAAACAGGUUGUGCUAACGAGAUUGGAGCACUUGGAUAAACUUGAAUGA
Messenger RNA from Paracoccidioides brasiliensis Pb18, 945 nucleotides. Its product is annotated as AP-2 complex subunit sigma. The record is from RefSeq and is a predicted model, not a curated record. Bases 1 to 945 code for a protein of 314 amino acids. Gene Ontology annotation, biological process: clathrin-dependent endocytosis; protein transport. Gene Ontology annotation, cellular component: AP-2 adaptor complex; intracellular membrane-bounded organelle. The transcript is spliced from 5 exons. Gene Ontology annotation, molecular function: clathrin-cargo adaptor activity.